AUGAAACCAUCGCCAAUCCCAUUCCUCUUGUCCGCCGCCGGCCUCCCUCUUGCCUCGGCGGGGGCAACACUCUGGUCGGGCCUAUUCAAUGAGACGUAUACCGUGGAGGACUUUGACAAAUGGUCCUGGUCCUCUCAAAUCCCCCCCUGGCAAUGGUACAUCCACGGCUCCGCCUCAACACCAACGUACCUCGGCGUAUCAGCGGACUUCAAGAACCCCAACGCAACCCUCCUCGACGAAGCCCAGGGCGUGCGCAUCACAAUCGACGACACAUCGUCGUGGAACGGGCAGAAUAUGAUGCGCUCCGAGCUCAUUCCGCAGAUUACGGCCGGGGUCGAUUUGGGGUCUGGAGUGAGGUACUAUCACUUCUCGGUUAGUGUAGGCGAGGAGAAUUUUCCCGACGCGGGAUUGGAGCACCAGGUUGGGUUUUUCGAGAGCCACUUCACCGAACUAAAAUACGGCGGCUCCGACUCCCAAAGCCUAACCUGGUACGCCGGCGGCAGUUCCCACUGGAGCACGCCCAUCGAAGCUGGCGUCUGGUACAACUUCGCCUACGGAAUCGACUUUGGCGCAUCAACGGUCUCUCUGUAUACAUCUACAGGCGGGGAUCCGCUGGAACUCGUGGUUGAGCCCGUGUCUGCGAGCACGUCGACGAAUUCAGCGGACUGGCAUGUGGGCGUUCUAAGACUUGAUCAGGCGGUUCCUGGCGUUGGGGGGCAAGAGGAUUGGUUUUGGAGUGGGGUGUAUGUGGAGGAUGGGGAAGGGGGUGUUACGGUUGAUGUUUAG
Molecule: messenger RNA, 786 nt
Organism: Aspergillus calidoustus
Lineage: Eukaryota; Fungi; Ascomycota; Eurotiomycetes; Eurotiales; Aspergillaceae
Source: the annotation of a GenBank genome assembly